AUGGUCUCUAGUCCGUGGAUGCCUCCGGUGUGCGGACACUGCAAAGGGAUUGGACAUACAAUCAAACGUUGCAAGCUGGCUCCAAUCACCUGUGAGGAUUGCAAAUCGUCAGCAUACACCUCAGGAAAUUUCCCAAGAGCUCAGGGAAAAGAUCCAAGGAAGAAAAAACGAGGAAGAAGCCGUUCCAAAAACAAAAACAAAGAUCCAAACAUCGAAGGAAGCCAGAUCAGGAGGAUAGCGGCUACAGGUCUGACUGGAAACCUAACCAAAGGGGAAACUAGCUCUACCCAAAAAUGGAUCCCCAAGGAGACCAAGGAGAGUAAAAAGGCUUCAUCAGCAAAAUCAUCUGAAGCUGAAGCUGACUCCUCCGAUGUCUUUACAUCAGAAUCAGAAGGCUAUGUUAGCCUAGAGGAGCAGUAUGCGGGAUUCACAGAGGUUCUGUCUUCUAGACAGAAAAAGGCGUCGAGGGGCAAGGGCCCCAAACACGCUUAA
Messenger RNA from Microthlaspi erraticum, 492 nucleotides. Lineage: Eukaryota; Viridiplantae; Streptophyta; Magnoliopsida; Brassicales; Brassicaceae. The record is from the annotation of a GenBank genome assembly.